Messenger RNA from Oncorhynchus mykiss (rainbow trout), 11941 nucleotides. Its product is annotated as rho guanine nucleotide exchange factor 17. Lineage: Eukaryota; Metazoa; Chordata; Actinopteri; Salmoniformes; Salmonidae. Gene Ontology annotation, biological process: actin cytoskeleton organization. Gene Ontology annotation, molecular function: guanyl-nucleotide exchange factor activity; protein binding. The record is from RefSeq and is a predicted model, not a curated record.
UUGUAAGGUCAGAAUGCAGAAUAGUUAUCUAUUUCUUUCACUUUGUUUACUCCACAAUUCACUCUCAUUUUAGUGUAAACCCGUAGCCCUCUUUUCAGUGGAGUAGAGAGAAACCCUUGCCUGCAAGUUGUGGUUAAAACUCGCCUAUUGUACCAGGUUGAACGGGGGUUAAAACGAGCAAAAUAAAGACGUGCACAAUGGCAGAAAAGGAGAAGGUGUAUCGCAGUGUCUCUUUCAAAAAGUUAGGUUGUAGCGCGAACAAAAGUUGCUGUGAAGAACAACUAAACAAAACAACGAAUUUGGAGGGUAGUAGCAGCGCCCUUCCCCCUCCAUCUACAGCAGCGGCCGAGAAAGUGCAGCCCUCGGCUAUGCGUAAUGUUAGUGUGUCAAGGAAAGUUUCCAAAAUCUCCGCUGCCAGCCUCCCAACCGCAGAGCUAAAGAAAUGCUCUUCCACUCCUCUCUCCUCCAUUUCUCCCUCUAUUCGCCAACUCACAGAGAAGUUCAGUAGCACUAAUUCGUCUCGAACGCAUGGAGCUCCGAGCCCUGGCAGUAACGUUGCCGGAAAAAGCACAACUUUACCCAGGGUUAAAAGCAACAGGGGAGAAGGGUCUCCAUCACGGAAAUCAUUCCAUGAGGACAGUGGAUAUUUACAAGUUACUGACACGGUUUUAACAGUGUCUCCGAAUGACACUAAAGUUUACGAACAUAAGUUUUAUUCGGGCACAGACUCGGUCUCUGGAUCGGAUUCGGAGAGAAAUCAGAAAUGGAUGUAUACUCGCAAAUCUCCUCAAGGCAGCGUUGGGACUGGUAAAAUAGAUUAUUCCCACAUUGAUCCGUCUGUCUCUUAUAACAACACUGAGGAUUACGUUUUUGUCAGUGGGGCGCCUGCCUGCAAGUCACACAGGAGCUACUUCCCAAGUCACCAUGGAGAUCCUCCUGUUCACGUUGACCUAACCUACUGGCCCAGUGUCACCAAGAUCAGAGAGCUUUUUGAUGCAGAGGAUUUAAAGUGUUCUAACCAGAGCCAGCCCUCCACCAGCUCUAAAGACAACUCUUUAGCAGACAUAACCGACAGGCAGUCUCCCAACAGCCCAACCCCUGAAGCCACUAGCCUCUCACUGUCAGACAGACACCUCAGCAGGGCUGCCUCCCUGGGCAGAGAGAGGAGACACCAGGGCAUGGACUCAGCCUUUCACGCUGACCAGCACUACUCAGACGACGCAGAGAUUGAGCCAGCCAGCGCUAGUAUUAGUAGAAGUGGUAGGUUUCUUAGGGUGGCGCAGCCAUCAAACACACACAGAGCCCACAGCCCCAGCAGUGGAGGAGAGGGGCCUGAGACCUGGACUUCUAGUCUGAACUCUGACCCUCCACCCUCUGUCCUCACCGCUGCACCUGCCCCCCCACCUCGGAGCAACUCCAGGGGCCUCUCCUCCUCCCGUGUCCGCCCCUCUGGAGAGCAGAGGCAAAGCCAGGGGGCCGGGCAGCCCAGGGACAGUUUGCAUUCCUCACAUAGCUCCUCCAGACCGGUGGCCCCCUCCUCCGAUAGAGCCUCAGCCAGGGCAGCCAUCACAGCCCGCUGGAGGUUCAGCUCAGGAGACGAAGAAGAGGACUACCACCACCGAGCAGGAGGAAGGAGCCCUCAAUCGUUAGGUGUCAGUGGAGGUUACCUCUCCCGCGGUAAGAAUGGCUGGUGGGGUGGUAAGGUCCUCGGCAGGUCUUCAGGCAGUGAGGAGGACAGCCCUGCUUCACUAGGACCCAGCAGAGACACCGUGAGACGCCGCUCACUGAGAAAAAAGAAGAACAACGAGGUUGCCGUAGCUACGGGGCGAGACGAUGGCGAGUCAGACGACAGUGACGACGAGCAGACGGGUAUGAUGGAACACCUUGAGAGACACCAACAGAACAUCACCGCAGAACAGACUGGGAGCUCCCGGAACCGGCUCAGAGAACCCAAAGCCUCUAGCACCUGUGCAGCACAGUGGGGAUGCAAUUCCACUCCUAACCAGAUGGGAGCUCAGGGGAGCUACAGACGCAAAUACACAUCAGUUGGGGCGGGGACAUCUCGCAUGACCACACCCCUCUCAGGGGUGUCGCGGGUGUCAAAGGUCAACAUUUCGUCAUUUAUUUCGAGUCCCGGUGGCUCGCAGAGCAGCAGUAGAUACUGUAGCACCGAGACGCUGAAAGAAGAGGACCAAGCUAGCUAUGCUAACAGAAGGGUGAACUGUAAUGUUACUACCCCAGGCAGUGUGGUUGGUGCUUCCUCUUCCAUGCUCAGUAAGACCUACCACGGUAACUUCACCAUGUACCGCUCCCCCAGCUUUGGACACGGGGAUACCUUUUACCCCGCCCCUGUUAGAGGCCAACCCCACAUUCUUCCCCCUGUCAAUCCCCCAUCCCCAGCCACAGGGGACACUGGAGGGGUUGCUAGGGAGGAGACUACAGUGUUCCGUCGGUUGCUAAGUGGUGGCGUUGUCGGUGAUAAGGACAAGAACAGGAUGUCAAUGUCAAACCCGGACAUAGCCUCAGAAACUAUGUCUCUCCUUAGCUUCCUGAAAAGUGACCUAUCAGAUCUCAGAGUUCGAAAGACGGACAGGUCAGGGGUUACUGAGGGGUCAUCUACGGUGUACAGGAUGGGGUCAAGAGGCCUCUACCCAGGACUCCGCCCUUCAUUAAAGGACCUCACUGCGACUCUCAGACGUGCCAAAUCCUUCACUAACUCCGAUAAACCAGUAGGGAGACAACAUCCAGCCAGCUCCUCGGCUAAAAGAAGCUCUUCUGAGCAAUGUCUGGAUCAAGACGAAGAGAGGGAUGGAGGGAAGGGGGCGGUGCCUGACAGAGAGGUGGAGAGUGAUGGAGGAGACUGCAGAGCAGGGGGUUAUGGGUAUGAGGAUGUGAUGCCCACUCCGUUGCAGGACCGGUAUGUCCAGGAGGCCAGACAGGUAAUCAGAGAUAUCUGCCAGAUGAGCGCUCUCGAGGAUGUUGACAAUGAUGAUGAUGAUGAUGUGCUAGCAACAGAUGGCACUGAAGACGAGGAUUUCAAAAGAAAAGAAGUGGAGGAGCAGGAGAUAAAAGAGGGUGAGGGAGGUGAAUUAAAAGAUGAGAGGAGAGCUAGAGAAGCUGAGGUUGCUGUUUCAGGGGAAAAAGAGAGGAGGGAGUGUGAAAACAGAGAAAGAGAGAAGUUCCAACAGAAGGGAGAUUCUGAGGAGAACGUUUUUUAUGACCGAUCUGUUGAUGAGCUAUCGGGUCAUGAGUCGAGCCUCACUGAUGAGGGCAUAGUCACAGAACCAGAGGCUGGACUGGGUGACUCUGAGAGGUUAUUUGUCAGGUCAAGUUUAGGAUCAUCGUUGGCCAGAGAUGUGCUGGGUCAACCCCUGACCAUCUGGAAGCAGUCUGCUCUGCAUGAGGAGGAAUGGCCAGGGUUACAUGAGGGAAUGCGAGAGGGAUCAGGGUUAAACGAGGGAAUGCGAGAGGGAUCAGGGUUAAGCGAGGGAAUGCGAGAGGGUUCAGGGUUAAGCGAGGGAAUGCGAGAGGGAUCAGGGUUACACGAGGGAAUGCGAGAAGGAUCAGGGUUAAACGAGGGAAUGCGAGAGGGAUCAGGGUUAAACGGAGGAGCGAGAGAGAAACGAGAGAACCCUGUCUCUGUUCCUGCCCUUGGGGUUGAGAGUGAGAGCAUUGCUGUAGUAACAGAGAUGAGCGGCGUCAAUAACAACAACAGUACUAGCAGGAGGGCCAAUGUAUCCCAGAGUGCCUCAGUCCCAGGACUUGAGGCUCCUCCCACUCCGAGUGCUAUACGCCGCCGCCGUAAGUUCUCCUCAACCGGGAACGCGGGCUCUGACUCCAGCAACGGCAGCACCGGGGAGUCCAACGGGAACGGGGAUGUUUACCGUUCGCUAAGCGACCCCAUGCCUCACCGGCGCCACUCUGUGUCAGAAGAAGGGAAUAACAGCUUCUCUGUGGAUAGUAACCUGCUGGGGUCUCUCUCUCUCUCCUCCAAGGGGGCAGGAGGAGUCGGAGGAGGAAGUGUCCCAGAGUCGUCCUCUGCAGCUGAUCUAUCAGAAUGCACGGGCAGCGUGGCUAGCGACCUAUCGCUGUGCAGUGAUGGUGGUCUCCGUGACGACUACAGCAAUGUGAUCCGGAACAUUGUUGCGGAGCCAGGAGCGAUGGACAGACUGAUGACGGAUGACAAGAACAACGGAAAAGCCACGAAGAAGAAGUCCUUCUCUGACCCCAGUCGCCGAGGUGACGGCCCCCUGCUUGAUGAACCAGGGUUCAAAAGUCACUAUCACCCUAAAGAACCAGUCAGUGAGCUGGAUCAGCCUGGUCAGAUCCCGCCCUCCAGCAGUGAGCCAAUCCUGAGUGAGCAGAGAGAUGAGCUGUGGGAGCUCGGAGAUGAAUGUGGACACCCAUUACUUAGUCGUCAUGGCAACAAUGAAGUCAGGAAAUUCCGCUCCCAAUCAGAAAGGGAGGUGCACUCCUGUCUCCAUAGUGAUGACACAGACAGAGUGGGAGGAGGGGAGAUAUUGAACUCUGACCUCAAAUUAGCGGAGCUUGUGUCUCCCGGAAUGGGCCGGCGGACCAACAGGAAACGCCCCAACUGGGUCACCCAAUCAGCAUCAGAGGAGCCGGACCACUUGGAACCAGGUCCAGAGGACCAGGAUCAAGACCAGACUGAUCUCACCCCCCCAUUGCCUCUGGUCCCCCCCAAACCCAAAACUAGGUCCAAGCACGUCCGCCACGCCAGCGAACCUGCCACCUUCAUCCCCAUCUUCCCACCUCCACAGCCCCAGCGAGCCCAAGGGGAUCCGCCUUCCCUUCUACCUGCCUGUGAACCCUCCAUCCUGGGUAAGCCCACCAGUGAGGAGGCCCCCUCCCUGGAAGAUGUGACCAAGCGGUAUAUUCUGGCCCUGAAUGCUCCAGGGGGCGAGAGCGAGCCGUCUGGUUCUGAGUCUGGGUCUAGAGGAACGGUGCCUGUACCAGACGGGUCCAACUCCAGCCCUGCUACUCCCAGUGGUGCCAGAGAACCCAGACUGCAGAGGAAGAGCAGUGAGGAGCUGACCACACCAGCCCCACAGAGUGCCAAACCCAGAGUGGAUAUGAGAAGACAUGUCGUGAUGACCCUCCUGGACACUGAGCAGUCUUAUGUGGAGUCACUCCGGACACUCAUACAGGGCUAUAUGCGGCCUCUGAAACAGCCAGACAGUGGCUCCCUAGUUGAUCCCUCAUUGGUGGAUGAGAUGUUCUAUCAGAUUCCAGAGAUCCUGGAGCACCAUGAGCACUUCCUGGAACAGGUCACCGGCUGCAUUAGCCAAUGGCACGACAGACAGACCGUGGGCCAGUUGCUUAUCCAAUCGUUCUCCAAAGAGAUUCUUGCUAAUAUUUAUUCAGCAUACAUCGAUAACUUUCUGAACGCCAAAGACGCCGUGAGGAUCGCAAAGGAGGCCAAGCCGGCAUUCCUCAAGUUCCUGGAGACCAGUAUGCGUGAGAACAAGGAGAAGCAGGCCCUGGGUGAUCUGAUGAUCAAGCCUGUCCAGAGGAUCCCCCGUUAUGAGCUGCUGGUCAAGGAUCUGUUGAAGCACACUCCUGAGGAACAUCCAGACCACCCGUUGCUAUUGGACGCCCAGAGAGACAUCAAGCGAUUGGCUGAGAAGAUCAAUAAGGGGCGUCGCUCUGCGGAGGAGGUGGAGAGGGAGACACGCGUCAUGCAGGAGAUAGAAGCCCACAUCGAGGGCGUGGAACACGUCAGAGAUAUCCUUAACCCAAUGAGGAAGUUCCUGAGACAGGAGAUGGUGAUGGAGGCGAAGACCGUGGGGGGUAAGAAGGACCGCUCUCUCUUCCUCUUCAGUGAUCUGCUCAUCUGCACCACCCUCAAGAGGAAGUCUGGAUCCCUGAGACGCAGCUCCAUGAGCCUGUACUCUGUUGCCAGUGUGAUCGACACGUCCAGUAAAUAUAAAUUCCUGUGGAAACUUCCCCUAGAGGACGUGGAGAUGGUGAAAAACCCCUCCCAGGCAACCAACAAAGAGACCAUCCAGAAGAUGAUUGGUCGACUGGACGAGGACCUGAGUACACUGGGACAGAUCAGUAAACUUUCAGAGACGCUCAGCUUCCCUCACCAGUCUCUGGAUGAUGUGAUAAAGGACCUGAUGGCGUCGGUCCACAGGGAGCUUGCAGAGAAACAGUCUCUAGCCUUCAGUAUGAGCUUCCUGCCCACCAAGCUGGAGCUGACCACCGCCUCGGCAGAAACCAGCUUCGUCUUCGAGUUCAGCUCCCCAGACACACGCAGCAACUUCCAACAGGCCUUCGAAGAUGCCAAGAAGAAACUGGCAAUGAAUAAGGACCAGUGGGACCCAGAGUUCCUGAAGGCUAUCCCCAUUAUGAAGACUCGUAGUGGGAUGCAGUUCUCCUGUGCCUCCCCCAGCCACAGUUGUCCAGAGAGCAGCAGUGAGGUGUGGGUGUGUAACAGUGAUGGAUACGUGGGCCAGGUGUGUCUGCUCAACAUCAGAGACCAGCCCACUGUAGAGGCCUGUAUCGCUGUCUGCUCUGCUAGGAUCAUCUGCAUCGCCGCAGUCCCUGGACUCAAGGGGAGGGAACGUGGAGUGGAGCACUCCCCAGCCCCUCCCCCUGUAGCUGUUGACUCCACCCCAUCCCGGCAGCAGCAGCUACACAUCUCCAUCUCUCAUUCAUCGCUGGAGCUGACCGAGCCCCCUUCAGGGGCGGGGCCAGAGUUAGUUCCAUUUGAUAGUGAUGACACGGACGAUGAAGAUUCUCCUAGCCCCUCCUCCACUCUGCAGAGCCAAGCCAGUCACUCUACUGUGUCAUCCAGCUAUGGCAAUGAGGAGGGGUCUGGUUCUAAGGACAUGGCUACAGAGACCACCAGUAGUGAGGAGGAGCAGGACUACCCCGUGGCCAGUUCUUAUGGAGCUCCAGGCAGGCCAGGGGUGGGUGGAAUAGGUCGACCCCACAGCGAGAGCCCCAUGGACGGGAGAGCGAUGCGCCGCUCCUCCCGGGGAUCCUUCACUAGAGCCAGUCUGGAGGAUCUGCUCAGCAUUGACCCGGAGGCUUACCAGAGCUCUGUGUGGCUGGGCACAGAGGACGGAUGUAUCCAUGUGUACCAGUCAUCAGACAACAUCCGGAACCGUAAGAACAGCAUGAAGAUGCAGCAUUCUGCCCCCAUCCUGUGUAUUCUCUACCUGGACAACCAGGUGUUUGCGUCCCUGGCCAACGGAGAUGUGAUCGUCUACCAGAGGGAGGUGGGGAGUUUCUGGGACGCCCAGUCAUCUCAGACGUUGAGUCUUGGCACGCCCAGUAGUCCUGUCACUAAGAUGGUCCCGGUCGGAGGGAAGCUGUGGUGUGGUUCACAGAACCGCGUUCUCAUCAUCAACACAACCACACUGGUGCAAGAGCACUGGUUCCAGGUGGGCACAGACAGCAGUAGGUGUGUUACCUGCAUGGUGAGCUACGGCCAGGGAGUGUGGCUGGCGCUCCAGGGUAGUGCCCAGAUCAGACUUUACCACGCCCAGACCUGGGACAACCUGACGGAGGUGGACGUGGCCCCCGCCGUGCACAAGAUGCUUGCAGGUUCAGAUGCGAUCAUCCGGCAACACAAGGCAGCGUGUCUGAGGAUCACAGCUCUCCUGGCCUGUAAGGACCUGCUGUGGAUCGGGACCAGUGCAGGGGUGGUCCUGACCCUGUCUAUCCCAGCCGUCAGCUCUGGGACUGUGUCAGGGACGCUGCGGUCACCUCUGACCCCCAUGGGCUCCGCUCAUGGACACACUGGCCAUGUGAGGUUCCUCACCUCCAUAGAACUACCUGAAGGCUUCGACGUCAACUUCCCCCUUCCCGCCGAUACCACAGGCAACCCAGCCCAGAGUGGUGUUGAAGGGGGUAAUGGGGGUCUGCAGAGGCGAGAUUCCGCUCGCCGUCGAGCCUCCGCCCUCCUGCCCGUUAAAACCAAUCAGUUGGUGAUCUCCGGUGGCGAUGGCUAUGAGGACUUCCGGCUGACAAAUAGCAGUGAGACAGUGGGGCGGGACGACAGUACCAACCACUUACUGCUGUGGAGGGUCUGAGCCAAUCAGCCGGCCCCAUUUAUCAAAACCCACCCCUUCAGCACCAGCAACAUACUGCCCUGGAGGAUGUGAGGCCAAGCCCCUUGCCCCGGGUCUGAGCCAAUGAGAGUCCCCCGACCCAUUUGAACCCCACCCUCAGCAAAAACCACACAUAAACCCAACCCCUCCGCCUCAAAACCCACCCCCGUUUUUAUUAGGUCCAGUUAUUUUCUCCGUCUUCUGAUCUCUCUGUGCAUGGGUGUUGUUAGCCCAGGCUGAAAAACUACAGGGUCGCUUUCAAACCAGGUUUCUGUUGUUGUUUUAGUUUGUUCUGAUGCAACUGUCUGUGUUGUUAAUCACUGAGUGAUGUGUCUGGUGUUUCAGCAUGGACUCUGUCUCUACAGACUUUACUAGGAGAGAGGGAGGGAACAAGUGAGAGAGAGGGAAAGAGAGGGAGAGAAAGAGAGAGAGAGCAAGAGAUUGGGACAGUGACCAGAGAAAAGUGUGGAUAAGGACAGACCGAUUAGGUGAAGGAUAGGGAGAGAGAAGGAAAGAGAGAGCGGUUGAGGCAGACAGGGUGAAAGGCUACUGAUGGGAAGAAGAUUGUGAAUUCUGCAACAAGCCAAAUGAUGGACUGAUGGAAGUAAAAAUGGAACAAGGCCAUUCUAACACUCCAUCCUAGGGAGGAGAGGAGAAAUGGAACAAGGCCAUCCUAGGGAAGAGAUGAGAAAUGGAACAAGGCCAUCCUAACACUCCAUCCUAGGAAAGAGAGGAGAAAUGGAACAAGGCCAUCCUAACACUCCAUCCUAGGGAGGAGAGGAGAAAUGGAACAAGGCCAUCCUAACACUCCAUCCUAAGGAGGAGAGGAGAAAUGGAACAAGGCCAUCCUAGGGAGGAGAGGAGAAAUGGAACAAGGCCAUCCUAACACUCCAUCCUAGGGAGGAGAGGAGAAAUGGAACAAGGCCAUUCUAACACUCCAUCCUAGGGAGGAGAGGAGAAAUGGAACAAGGCCAUCCUAACACUCCAUCCUAGGAAGGAGAGGAGAAAUGGAACAAGGCCAUCCUAGGGAGGAGAGGAGAAAUGGAACAAGGCCAUCCUAGGGAGGAGAGGAGAAAUGGAUGGAACAAGGAGUGAACACUAAACGUCUCUGUUCUCUGAACAAGGAAACUAAAGAGUAAACAUAAAAGUAACCGAUGUGCAAUAUAUGGCAAGGGUACCUACUAAGACUAUAUAAACAUACACGCACACACACACACACUUUCUUCACUCGUUCGAACAAAACACAGCUCGUCUCUCCAUAGCCUAUGACAAACAUACACAUACAACUAGUUCUCACACCUAAAAUCACUUUUGUGUUUAUAAUUUUCAAGAUUUUUUGUUCUAUUUAAAGAGAAACAACAUCCCACUCCCGCAGUGACGUGUGUUUUAAAGCAUUUGUUUUAGGGAGCUGUAGUAGAAGAGGUAUGUUUGUACAGUAUUUAUGUUUUAGAUUUUAUUUCUGUCUUUUUACAGCACUUAAUUUAUAAAUGUGUUUUUCUCUCUUUCUUUACCCCAAAUAGAUGAUUUACAGGAGCUCUGACACACACACACACACACACACACACACACACAAACCAGUGCCCUCCGGUUCAGGGUGGUGAUAGUGUUUAAUCUCUCCAAGCCAAGAGAACUCCCCUACAAACCAUCUGGGGACAUCACCUUCAACCACUCCAACCAAAUGUAUCAGCAUUAGGCUAAUUCCCCCAUUGUGAGCCAAUGAAGAGGCUAACGGAUAAUCGGGCGCGACAGGUAGCAUAGCGGUUAAGAGUGUUGGGCCAGUAACCGAAAGGCCGCUGAUUCAAAUCCUCAUGCCGACCUAGGUGGAAAAAAAAUAUGUCGAUGUGCUUUGAACGAGGCACAAUCCUAAUUGCUCCUGUAUGUUACUCUGGAUAAGAGCGUCUGCUAAAUGACUCAAAUAUAAUCGGAUAACCUGGUCGUUUGAUACUCGUCUGCUGCUAGCUGUGUCUCUGUGUAGACGUAUAUUAGUGGAGCAACCUGUGUCUGUGUAAGUGCUCUGAAACUUUAGCCAAGUGUGGAAUUCUAGUUGGUUAUUCUAUCUGUGUUAUUGUGAUGUCAUAUUGGGUUGACUGUGGAACCAUGUGGAUGUCAUAUUGGGUUGACUGUGGAACCAUGUGGAUUUCAUAUUGGGUUGACUGUGGAACCAUGUGGAUUUCAUAUUGGGUUGACUGUGGAACCAUGUGGAUUUCAUAUUGGGUUGACUGUGGAACCAUGUGGAUGUCAUAUUGGGUUGACUGUGGAACCAUGUGGAUGUCAUAUUGGGUUGACUGUGGAACCAUGUGGAUGUCAUAUUGGGUUGACUGUGGAACCAUGUGAUGUCAUAUUGGGUUGACUGUGGAACCAUGUGGAUGUCAUAUUGGGUUGACUGUGGAACCAUGUGGAUUUCAUAUUGGGUUGACUGUGGAACCAUGUGGAUUUCAUAUUGGGUUGACUGUGGAACCAUGUGGAUGUCAUAUUGGGUUGACUGUGGAACCAUGUGGAUGUCAUAUUGGGUUGACUGUGGAACCAUGUGGAUGUCAUAUUGGGUUGACUGUGGAACCAUGUGGAUUUCAUAUUGGGUUGACUGUGGAACCAUGUGGAUGUCAUAUUGGGUUGACUGUGGAACCAUGUGGAUUUCAUAUUGGGUUGACUGUGGAACCAUGUGGAUUUCAUAUUGGGUUGACUGUGAAACCAUGUGGAUGUCAUAUUGGGUUGACUGUGGAACCAUGUGGAUGUCAUAUUGGGUUGACUGUGGAACCAUGUGGAUGUCAUAUUGGGUUGACUGUGGAACCAUGUGGAUGUCAUAUUGGGUUGACUGUGGAACCAUGUGGAUGUCAUAUUGGGUUGACUGUGGAACCAUGUGGAUGUCAUAUUGGGUUGACUGUGGAACCAUGUGGAUGUCAUAUUGGGUUGACUGUGGAACCAUGUGGAUGUCAUAUUGGGUUGACUGUGGAACCAUGUGGAUGUCAUAUUGGGUUGACUGUGGAACCAUGUGGAUGUCAUAUUGGGUUGACUGUGGAACCAUGUGGAUGUCAUAUUGGGUUGACUGUGGAACCAUGUGGAUGUCAUAUUGGGUUGACUGUGGAACCAUGUGGAUUUCAUAUUGGGUUGACUGUGGAACCAUGUGGAUUUCAUAUUGGGUUGACUGGAACCAUGUGGAUGUCAUAUUGGGUUGACUGUGGAACCAUGUGGAUGUCAUAUUGGGUUGACUGUGGAACCAUGUGGAUUUUAGAGCGAAGAUAUUUCUAUCCAUUAUAUUUCCACGGUCCCCCCCCCCCCCCCCCCCCACACACACACACACACUUCUGUUUCCACAGUAACUGCAUAGUACAUUUUUAUGAACACUACAUUGUAGAAAAUGAAGUGAAAGACGUCCAUGCUAGCUUUCAUGUUAAUCAAGUAACAAAAUGUAGUAGAAUAUCACUGUGGCAAAGACAUUCAGAAUUUAUCAUUCACACUUCUUCUAACCGUCAUAAUAAUUUCAUGCUGCCAUCCUAGUAAAUUUCAGUAAUUCUUGUAAGUAACCGUUCUGCCUGUGUGUGAAAGAAGUCUUUAUUGUGUAAUGUAAAUAUUGGUAUAUAUUGCCUUUUUUUCUGUAAAUAGUGCACCCACACGGUCCUCAAUUGUUGAUAUGAAUCGAAUGGCAUAUUUUUAUAUACUUGUGUGUGUGUUUUCUCCUCUGGCAUGCUCUGUCAGUCACGUUUAAAUUAUAACUGUCACAGAAUUACAAAAGAGACAAACUAGACGGAUUCUAUGGUCAUACUUCAGUUGUCAUGGUUACUUCACAGUUUCUUCCUGUAUCUGUUUCUGAUUCGUCACUGUUGGGUUCUUCUUUGGAAUUAAAUCAUGUCACUGGUGCCAGA